CUGUGAAAGGGGAGAGCAAAAUCUGAAGAGUUAUAUCAUGUUUACCUUCUUCUGGACAACAGUGCUAUUCUCUCUGAGGGCCUCCAACACAUAUACAGUUACAUCUGCCUUGGGAAGACCGUUCUGUUUAAGGGAAUUCUGCAUUACUCUUAAUGAGGGAGAAAUAACAGCCGAGGCUGGACUCUGUGUUGUGAUACCAUGUUCCUUCAUCGCUGCUGAUGGAUUUACACCAAAAAAUAUUGUCUGGUUCAAAUGUGAAUCAAAGAGAAGGAAAUGUCGGGACUCUGAUAUAAUUUUUCACACCAACCACAAAAAGGUUCCAUCUGAAUUCUUAGGACGGGUUUCACUGUUGGAUCCUGAUGUAGGUCAGAGAAACUGUAGCAUCAUGAUCAAUGACCUCACCACAUCUGAUUCUGGAUCAUAUCAGCUCAGAGUAAAUGGUCUUUACCAUGGAAAAGAAGAUGGAUUUGUCUUCAAUCAAAGAACAACUGUCUCUGUUAAAGAUCUCAGGCAGAGGCCCACAGUGACUAAUCCUCCACUGACUGAGGGACAACAGGCCAAUCUGACCUGCACUGCUCCUGGUCUCUGCUCUGAGUCUCCUCCUAAAAUCACCUGGAUGUGGAGAGGAAAAGAAGAAAAUGAAUCUAUGAUAGGAAACAUCACUGCUUUAAGAACUGAGAAUCUGACUGCUGUCACACAGAGACACAGCUCAACUCUGACCUUAAACCCAUCAGCUGAACAUCACAACAGCAAUAUAACCUGUAAGGUCAGCUUCACAGGGGACAUAACCACUGAGGAGACUUUGAUUCUAAAAGUAAACUAUAAAAGAAAACCUCACAUCACUGGAAAUACAACUGUGAAGGAGGGAGAUACUCUGAAUCUGACUUGCAGUAUUGACAGUUUCCCUCAGUCACUUGUCGUGUGGACCAAGCAUUCACCAAGUGGAAUUCACCUCCAUAAUGACACUGGAUCGGCAACGCUUGUCGUUUCAAAUGUGACAGCUGAGGAUUCUGGACAAUAUUUCUGCACAGCAAUUCAUCUGGGCAGCAUGGUGUCUGUUUCCGCUGACGUAAAAAUGACUUGGUUUUCAGAGAUCCUAGAAGGCUCUUGAUGUGUGUUUCAGUCAAAGCUCCUGACCUGUGUGUGUAUCGCUAAGGGGUUUCCUCUGCCCACCAUAACAUGGCCGCUGCUGAAGGACCACAGCAAGUACUCUGUUAUUAACACAGUGUCAAAUCACACUGUCAACACCACUGUCACCAUAUCCCUGGAACAACACCAGAAUAUCAGCGUUGAAUGUUUUAGCAGCCAUGAAAACGGAGAAGCGCAAAAAAACCUCACCGUCCAACAAGAUGUCUUAGAAAAAGAAGACAUUCAGUCCAAAAGGAUUUCAAAAACAGUUUUCAGGCUGGAAGUCAUUGUUGCCUUUCUGAUUGGGGUUCUGCUUUCAGCUACAAUUUGUUUUCUGGCCCAAAAAUGCAACAGAAAAUCGCUGAAGAAACCUGGGAAUUUGGAUGAAACUCUGAAGAUGAUUCCUCAAGAUGGUCCACUGAUUGAUGAUGGUCAAGCAGUUCAAAAUGACAAAAGCAAUGACCAAGAAGAAGCUGAGAAUGGAGCUGUGGCUGCAGAGAGGUGUUCGUCGGACGUGAGCAACGGUCCAAAAGAUCUACAGUAUGCCAGCAUCAACUUCUCCAUUCUGAGGAGAAGGAGGGAAAAAGAAGAAGCAACGGAACGGGAAAGUACAUUGACAGAAUAUGCCGAAAUUAAAAUAGAAGCAAAAGAGCAAAGGAAAGAUGAUAGUAAAGAGGCGAGUGAGACAAUGGAGGGCAAAGUGGAGGAUUUGAUGACAGAACAUUGUGAGGAGAUAAAACACUGUGUCUCUGAGAAACAGGGAGAAGUGGAGGCAGUUUACUCCACUGUGAAAGAUAUCUUAGAUGAGAUCCAAGAACAGAGCUGUAUUGAAUAAAUAUGUAGUAUUUUUUUUCCAACUGUGUGCUCUGCAAAAGGAAUAGCAACACCUUAAUGCUCUCUUUCACAUUAUAAAUACUGAAACCAUAUACAUUUUUUUCCCACAAAAUUAUUAUAUUUCUGUUACAUUCUAACCACAUAAGGUCCCCAACAUCCAUCCAUCUAUUGGCUAUACCCGCUUGUCCUUUCAGAGUGGAAGGGUCAUUGGGAGUCAGUCCCUCACAGGACAACAGAGAAUCACACAGGGAAAACGCCUAUGCAUGCAAACGCUCCUAAAUAGAGCCAAUUUACAGUAACUAUUUAACCUAUCAGUCAUGUUUUUAGAUUGUUGGAGGAAGGCGGAGACUUAGUGCACAUUCAAACUCAAAGCAAAAUGACUUCAGGCCAGGAUUCGGACCUAUAGGACCUUCUCGAUACAGGGCAACAGGACACAAUGGCUGAGUAGGAGUAAAUUUAUUUACUAAAAUAACAAUUUCACAAGGCUUUUGCUUGAGGAAAAAAAAUAACAGACAUUGUUUAUUUAUUUUUUUGGAUUGGAGAAACCAGAAUUAAAUUAAAUUUUAAAUAAAUACAUGUAUCUCAAGCCGACAUCUUGUAACUACAGCUGCAAUUCCGAUAAUUUAAUUUCCCUUUGGGAUUAAUAAAGUAUUUUUGAAUUGAAUUGGGUUGAAUAAAAGCAAAUUGGUCUUCAUUCCCUGGUCUAAACGUACUCUUCCA
Messenger RNA from Fundulus heteroclitus (mummichog), 2682 nucleotides. RefSeq names its product sialic acid-binding Ig-like lectin 14. Bases 38 to 1111 code for a protein of 357 amino acids. NCBI's taxonomy places the organism in Eukaryota, Metazoa, Chordata, Actinopteri, Cyprinodontiformes, Fundulidae. The transcript has 8 exons. The record is from RefSeq and is a predicted model, not a curated record.